AUGGAAGAGUUCGCGCUGUCUCUGCUACUGUACUCCGACCACAGCGUGGACACGCCGCAAGGCUUCAGUUAUAGCGGCCGCAAAUGUGACGUGGAGAAAAUCUGCGGCGUGUCGAUCCUGCGCGCCGGCGAGACCAUGGAGCAGGCCGUGUGCGACGUCUGCAAGGACAUCCGCAUCGGCAAGAUACUCAUACAGACCAACCAGCAGACUGACGAGCCGGAGCUAUACUACCUCCGGCUGCCCAAAGACAUAAAGGACUACCGCGUGAUCCUCAUGGACGCCACCGUGGCCACCGGCGCCGCCGCCAUCAUGGCCAUCCGCGUGCUGCUCGACCACGACGUGCCCGAGGACCACAUCAGCCUCGUGUCACUGCUUAUGGCAGAGAUCGGCGUACACUCCAUCGCCUACGCCUUCCCCAAGGUAAAAAUCGUAACAUCAGCUCUAGACCCGGAGAUCAACGAGAAGUUCUACGUGUUACCCGGGAUAGGCAACUUCGGCGACCGCUACUUCGGCACCGAGCCCGCCGACGACGAGUAGCAAACCAACCAGGUACGUUGUGACGCGGAACUAUAGGCGCACGAUGAGGAAGGCAUAAACAACACCAGUGGGCCUAAAAUGCGCGCCGUGAUAAACUUUUAUCGACGUCAAAAUAUAUGGGCAAAAUCGAUAAAAUGGCGUGAUAACCGCUUAUCGCGGCGCGCAUCUUAGGCCUACAGUAGGCGCGUUGUGAUAAGCUUUUAUUGUGCCAUUUUAUCGAUUUCCUGACGUUGGUCGUGCAAAAAUAUCGAUAAGAUUUUAUCACGGCGCGCAAACUUGUCUGGUAUGUUGUAACGCGAAACGAUAGAUAUAAUCAUAGCAUCGUUGAGGCUAGUGUUAGAGCCAAACUGUUCACAAAAAUAAUACUAUCUCUAAAGCUACAAGUGGGCGGUGACAAAGAAACGAUAGGCAGGAUAUACGCAAACAUUAUUAAGGCGUAGUGUGAAGAGCCAAGAUGUUCACAAAAAGAACACUAUCUCCAAAACUAUAAGUGGGCGGUGACAAUUUUCACAUGGUGUCGUGUGCCUAUAUUUUGCGUCACAACUUUACCACGUAAAAUCGUGAUGCUAACUCAUCUUACUCAGUGGCAAAACAUGAUUCUGGCAUUUCGAGAACUCGGGGAAAAUACGUAAUCGUAAAUUUGAUGAGAUGCCACUCGGCCAGAUGGGAGCAAAAUAUAACUGACAAAAUUGCGGUGGAUGCCACGAUGACGUACCCAAAUGAUUUUUUUAAUCUAAAGUCAGAUCUAUCGAUUCAAAAUUAAAAUUAUUAAAAUAUACAAAAAAAGUGUUUAUUUAUGUUGUGCAAUAUUUAAAAAAUGCUACAAACAAACUGUAUGUAAAAAAGUACAAUGAAUAAAUUAUUUAUUUGUCAAAAUGAAAUCCAGCUGUCAAAUUGACAGUGACAUUUUUGAUCACGAAUCGUAAAUCUGACUUUACCAGCAUGAGUUUUAUGUCAAAACUCUUUAGUUCAACCAAAACUAAACUACCCACGAAGGCCGUGAUAUUUAUUGUCUUUGGUAAGAUCGCAUCGUAUAUCCACAUUUAUCUCGUAUACAACGGUGUAUUAUAAAAUCUAGUAAAAUACCGUUGGAUUCUAGAAAAAACGUAGAAUAUGCCAUACGCAUUUUGUAGUGUCAUUAUUAUGUACUGUUGGAGGAUUACAUUUGGUAGUUUUUGAUGAAAUAAAAAGUACACGUCCAAUGAGUUUUUUUUUGUAUUAGUAAAUU
Ostrinia furnacalis (Asian corn borer) is the source of this 1765-nucleotide messenger RNA. RefSeq names its product uridine-cytidine kinase-like 1. The transcript is spliced from 4 exons. The record is from RefSeq and is a predicted model, not a curated record. The coding region runs from base 1 to 537 and encodes 178 amino acids. Lineage: Eukaryota; Metazoa; Arthropoda; Insecta; Lepidoptera; Crambidae.